AUAUAAAAAGAGAUUGAUGUGAGCAAACAAAUUACACAAAAACAUGGGAGACUUUGGAGAUCAGCCAUUGUUGAAGAAACAAUAUUACCAUGAAAAUUGUCCUGGUUGUAAGGUGGAUGAAGCCAAAGAAUUGAAAAAGGAUUUUACAUUCAGAAAUGUUUUCAACAUAUGGAUUGUUGUUUUAUGCAGCUCUCUUCCUAUAGCAUCUCUAUUUCCUUACCUUUAUUUCAUGGUAAAGGAUUUUAAUAUUGCUGAAACAGAAGAAGAUAUUAGUUCCUAUGCUGGUUAUGUAGGAUCUGCAUACAUGCUUGGUAGAGCUCUGACUUCAAUAUUGUGGGGAAUGGUAGCGGAUCGCUAUGGUCGAAAACCUGUUGUCAUUAUAGGAAUUAUUUCUGUGGUAAUUUUCAACACACUAUUUGGCCUUUGCACAAAUUUUUGGAUGGCUGUUAUAAUGAGAUUUGUUCUUGGAGGUUUAAAUGGUUUGCUCGGACCAAUGAAGGCUUAUUCUUCUGAAAUAUUUAGAGAAGAGUACCAUGCUUUAGGACAAUCAACGGUUGCAGCUGCUUGGGGAGUUGGUUUGGUCUUUGGACCGGCACUGGGAGGGUACUUGGCUCAGCCAGUCCAAAAAUAUCCAAAUAUAUUUUCAAAGGACUCCUUUUGGGAUAAGUUUCCGUACGCCCUGCCUUGCUUCAUUGUAUCAGCUAUGACCCUUGCUGUUGCAAUUUCUUGCAUUUGGUUACCGGAGACACUUCAUAACCACAAAGUAUCCACUGAUAAAAUUGAAGCUUUAGAAAAUGGAACCAAUGAAGCUGACAAAAAAAAGAUGAUCGAAAAAAAUGAAAGCCUUCUAAGGAAUUGGCCAUUGAUGUCAUCUAUUAUUGUUUAUUGUGUUUUCGCAAUUCAUGACAUUGCUUUUUCAGAGAUUUUCUCAUUAUGGAGUGUUAGUCCUCGAAGAUUGGGCGGUUUGAACUUUGCAACUAAUGAUGUUGGCAAUGUUCUCGCAGCAUCAGGUAUAGCUAUUAUAAUAUUCCAACUUGGUAUAUAUCAAUCAGUUCAAAAAAUUUGUGGACCUAUCGUCCUUGCUCGCAUCGCAGGGGUAUUAUCCAUACCAAUCUUGCAAAGCCUCCCCUUCAUGACAAUGUUAUCAGGCUUCACGUUGAACAUAUCGAUAUAUAGUGCUGUUAUUCUAAAGAAUAUUUUCAUUGAAAUAAUUUCUACUGGUUUAUUCAUUCUGCAAAAUAAAGCAGUGGAUCAACACCAAAGAGGUGUAGCAAAUGGCAUUUGCAUAACCGCUAUGUCAGCAUGCAAGGUAAUUGGUCCAGCUGGAGGUGGUGCAAUAUUAACUUGGUCACAAAAGCGGAUGCAUGCUUCUUUCCUCCCCGGCCCUCAUCUGGUCUUCUUUGGGCUCAAUGUUAUCGAAGGACUUGCAUUGUUGAUGACAUUCAAACCAUUCUUGACUGAAAGAAAAACACCCUCAAAACAAUUGUAUUAAUAUUAAUGAAGAUUUAUUAAGGGUGACGAGGUUAUACUUAUAUCAACUGGAAUGUUUGUUGACAAUGAAUAUAUCAACAAUUGAAAAUAUGCAGCCUAACGAUAAUACCAUUGAACGAUAAUUUGAAUUAUGUUUUAUGACUAUGUUCUAAAAUAUGUAUCAUGUAGAUUUAUCAUAAUUAUUGAGAUUUCAUGAUAGAUGAUCCAUAGUUGGCUUAGAUUAAUUGAGCGUGAAAUGUCUAAUUCCAUUUGAAUAUUUGAUGUAAUAUCAACACCUUAUAUAAUUUUAUAUAGGGUUAUUACCAUUUUUGCCCCCUGCCAUAUAGGCGACUUUUGGUUUACCCCCUGUAAAUUUUAUUUUUGUAAAA
Molecule: messenger RNA, 1859 nt
Organism: Vicia villosa (hairy vetch)
Lineage: Eukaryota; Viridiplantae; Streptophyta; Magnoliopsida; Fabales; Fabaceae
Product: protein ZINC INDUCED FACILITATOR-LIKE 1-like
Exons: 17
Coding region: 44-1492 (482 amino acids)
Biological process (GO): regulation of stomatal closure; transmembrane transport
Cellular component (GO): plant-type vacuole membrane; plasma membrane
Molecular function (GO): solute:potassium antiporter activity
Source: RefSeq, a predicted model, not a curated record